AUCAGAGAGUGGACAAAAGUUUCUCUUGCUUUUGGUAAUUAAAGAUGCUGUUGCUGUGGAAACAGUUGUUCCUGCUUGCAUUUAUUGGCUGCCUUGGAGGUGAUGUGGAAUUACAAGGCCCAGUGUUCAUCAGAGAACCCAGCCACCAGAUUUUCCCUGUUGAUUCAGAGGAUAAAAAAAUAACUCUAAAUUGUGAAGCCAGAGGCAAGCCUACACCACAUUACAGGUGGCAGCUGAAUGGAAGUGACAUUGAUCUCAGUAUGGAUUAUCACUACAAAUUGAAUGGAGGAAAUCUUGUGGUUCUUAAUCCAAAUAUAAAUUGGGAUUCUGGAAUAUACCAAUGCUUUGCAAUUAAUUCAUUUGGGACAAUUGUCAGCAAAGAAGCCAAACUCCAGUUUGCUUAUCUUGAAAGCUUUAAAACUAAAUUAAAACGUACAGUAUCCGUCCGAGAAGGGCAGGGAGUUGUGCUGCUUUGUGGACCCCCACCUCACUCUGGAGAACUUUCCUACGCUUGGAUCUUCAAUGAAUAUCCAACAUUUGUUCAAGAAGAUAGACGGUUAUUUGUUUCUCAAGAGACCGGGCACCUUUAUAUAGCCAAAGUGGAACCAUCUGAUGUAGGAAAUUACACCUGUGUUGUGACGAGUACUGUAACAAACUCCCGAGUGUUUGGUUCACCCACUCCUUUGGUGUUACGCACUGAUGGUGUUAUGGGUGAAUAUGAACCAAAAAUAGAGGUUCAGUUUCCAGAAACACUUCCAGUGGCUAAAGAUUCGACUGUCCAAUUGGAAUGCUUUGCCCUUGGAAAUCCUGUGCCUCAGAUUAACUGGAGAAGAAGUGAUGGGCUGCCAUUUUCCAGUAAAAUAAAAACAAUGAAAGCAAAUGGGAUUCUUGAAAUUCCCAACUUCCAGCAGGAAGACUCAGGUUUAUAUGAGUGCAUCACUGAAAAUUCCAGAGGAAAAAAUAUUGCCAAAGGACGCCUCACCUAUUACGCUAAACCUCACUGGCUUCAAAUAAUACAGAAUGUUGAAGCUACAAUGGAGGAGAAUCUAUACUGGGAAUGUAAGGCAAGUGGAAAACCCAAACCAUCUUACAGAUGGCUGAAGAAUGGCAAAACCUUGGUGGUAGAGGGGAGAAUCCAAAUUGAGAAUGGAGCACUCACGAUUGCGAGCCUAAACCUAACAGACUCUGGCAUGUAUCAGUGCAUAGCUGAAAACAAACAUGGACUGAUGUAUUCUAGCGCUGAGCUCAAAGUUGUCGCUUUUGCUCCAGAUUUUUCUAAGAACCCAAUGAAGAAGUUAAUUCAGGUUCAAGUAGGCAGCCUGGUUAAUUUUGAGUGUAAACCAAAAGCUUCUCCUAAGGCAGUUUGUUCCUGGAAGAGGGGAGAUGAGCUACUCCAGGAAAAUGCAAGAAUAACUAUUUUAAAAGAAGGAGAACUCAGAAUAGCAAAUGUGACUAAACUGGAUAUUGGAACUUAUACCUGUGUGGCAGAGAACCCGUUUGGAGUAGCAAGUAGCACAACUAAACUAAUAGUUGCAGAGCCAACUAGGGUAAUUUUGGCACCAUCAAACAUGGAUGUUUCCGUUGGAGAGAGUGUGAUCUUGCCGUGCCAAGUUCAGUACGAUCCCCUGCUAGACAUUAUGUUCACGUGGUAUUUAAAUGGAGUCCCUGCAGAUUUUAAAAAAGACGGAUCUCACUUCGAGAAAGUAGGUGGGAGUUCAGCUGGUGAUUUGAUGAUUAGAAAUGUCCAGCUAAAGCAUGGUGGAAAGUAUGUCUGUAUGGUAGAGACAGGAGUAGACAGUGUUUCAUCAUCAACAGACCUUAUUGUUCGAGGUUCACCUGGACCCCCAGAAGGUCUGAAAGUGGAUAAAAUAACAGACACCAAAGUCCAAUUGUCAUGGAAAGAGGGAAUAGAUAACUAUAGUCCAAUUACAUCCUAUACAAUUCAGGCCAGGACACCUUUCUCUGUGGGCUGGCAGAGAGUCGCAACAGUGCCAGAGGUCAUUGAUGGGAAAACACUGACAGCAACUGUAGUCGAUUUAAACCCUUGGGUGGAAUACGAAUUCCGUGUUGUAGCUAAUAACAAAAUUGGAGGUGGAGAACCCAGUUCACCCUCAACAAAAGUAAGAACUGAAGAGGCAGCUCCAGAAGUACCCCCAUCUGAAGUAAGUGGUGGAGGAGGAAGUAGAUCUGAACUGGUUAUUACAUGGGAUCCUGUGCCUGAAGAAUUGCAAAAUGGUGAAGGUUUUGGAUAUGUUGUUGCCUUCCGACCCCUUGGCCUUUCAACAUGGAUUCAGACAGUGGUUACGUCUCCAGAUACACCAAGAUAUGUCUUUAGGAAUGAGAGCAUUCUAUCAUUUUCACCAUAUGAAGUAAAAGUUGGUGUUUAUAAUAACAAAGGGGAAGGGCCAUUUAGCCCAGUGGCUACCGUAUUUUCUGCAGAAGAGGAGCCUGCCAUAGCCCCAUCUGGUGUCUUUGCAAAUAGCAUUUCGUCUUCGGUAAUUGAGGUUUCCUGGAAUGCCAUUCCUUGGAAAAUGAGCAGUGGACGGCUUCUGGGCUAUGAGAUACGGUACUGGACCAAUGGAGAAAGAGAAGGCUCAACUAACCGAGUCAAAGUUGCAGGGAAUGAGACAACGGUGAGACUCCGAGGCCUGAAGAGCAACUUAACAUAUUACACAGCUGUACGAGCGUACAACAGUGCUGGCUCAGGACCCUUUAGCGCUACAGUUAAUGCCACCACAAAGAAAAUGCCUCCCAGCCAGCCACCGGAAAAUGUUGUAUGGAAUGCAACUGACUCUAAGGUAUUACUGAGCUGGGAACAAGUGAAAGCAAUGGAAAAUGAGUCAGAAGUAACUGGAUAUAAAGUUUUCUAUUGGACCAGCAGCCAAAGUAACGUGAAAGUGCUGAACACAAAUAAAACAUAUGCUGAACUUUUCCUGCCUACCAACGAAGACUAUAUUAUCGAAAUAAAGGCCAAAACAGAUGGUGGAGAUGGAACUAAUAGUGAACAGAUCAGGAUUCCAAGACGUGCAAGUCAGAAUGCCAGAGGAUCAAGUGCCCCAGUCAUAAGGGUCUCCCUUUUCCCAACCUGCAUACCAAUAGUAAUCUUCCUCAUUGUUCAUGUUGCCUUCUGGUGAUUGAUGUUUUCUUUCCCUGCAACGGUUGGUUACAAAAAAGUGCUUUCUCAAAUGCAGUGAUUAUGCAUGGUUUUCUCCUGUUCUAUUUUUAAAAAGUUUCUAUUUCAUUGUUAUUUAAAAUACGAAUACAACACGAAACAUGAGUAAGUCCUUCUAAGGAAUCUGAAAUGCCUUAAUACCUAAUUGAUGAACCAAAGGAAUUUAAGAAUUACAUCCAUCAGACAUAUUCUAAAAAUGUUAAGAGUAAAAGCAUUAUCCAAAAAUGGAGAACCUCACAAAAGCUUAGAAGCACUUUUUCUUAAGCCAAGCACUAUUUUUCCAGUAAAACUGCAUUGUUUUGAGAAUUUCAUGAGGUGUUUGUAUUGAGAUGCUAUUAUUGAAAUUGACAGAAAAAAUCUAUGUUUAUGUAAAAUGAUCUCCAUUUUGAUGGCAAACCUUGAAUAGAUUUGACUACUUAAAAGCAGUGUGCUUACAAGUUGUAUUUUUUCAAAGUGUGCAUACUGUGUUCUUUACUAUGUGAUGUUUUCGCUAUUAACUUAAUUACAUUGCAAGAUGAGUAUUU
Messenger RNA from Tachyglossus aculeatus (Australian echidna), 3696 nucleotides. RefSeq names its product contactin-3-like. The record is from RefSeq and is a predicted model, not a curated record. Lineage: Eukaryota; Metazoa; Chordata; Mammalia; Monotremata; Tachyglossidae. Gene Ontology annotation, biological process: brain development; cell-cell adhesion. Gene Ontology annotation, molecular function: cell-cell adhesion mediator activity. The transcript has 22 exons. The coding region runs from base 45 to 3134 and encodes 1029 amino acids.